AUGCAUCUUCCAAUGAAGCAAGACGGUGCCGCGAUGGGUGUCCCCGCGGACGUCAGUUUUGACGCUGCGGUGCAGCGUACUAACGAUGACAGUGUCGUGAGCAAACGCUCGGCGGUGUUCCAUGGGUACUUUGAGGAUCCGUAUCUUCGACAUUUCGUGCGAAAGUUGUCUCGGCGUUCCCCGUUGAUAAAUCGUGGGUACUAUUUGCGUAUGCUGGUCAUUACGGAUCUUAUUGAGAAAUGCAUUUGUCACCUUCAAUGCGCUGACUCCUCCAUUGCGGCACCCGUGCAGGUUAUCUCCCUUGGCGCCGGAUACGACACUCUCGCCAUGCGUCUUAAAGAAGAACCCCAAUACGCCAAUGUGCACUUUUACGAGGUUGACUUUCCAUCGGUCAUGCAGUCCAAGUCGGAAUUGGUGCGGGCAGCUCCAAAAGGCGCCUUUAAGGAGGACUUGGUUGCGGAACCGGCACAAGAACUGGUGAAACUGCAUGGAAACAAUUACCGUGCGAUUGGAGUGGAUUUACGUGGCACGGAACACGACCUGAUUAACUCCCUAAUGAAGGCAUCGCAGUACUUUUCCCCCAAUCAUCCCACAGUUCUCUUCGCCGAAUGCGUCAUGCAAUACAUGCCCCCGUCUUCCGCAGCUGAUCUCAUCAAGCUUAUAGCAUGCUCCUUUUCGAGGGCUAUAUUCGUUGCGUACGAUCAGGUGAAUCCGGCAGAUAGCUUUGGUAAUGUGAUGCAAGUUUCCCUCCGUGCUAAAGGCAGUCCAUUACUUGGGCUUGCAGAAACUCCAGGAAAAACAGC
Molecule: messenger RNA, 803 nt
Organism: Trypanosoma cruzi
Lineage: Eukaryota; Euglenozoa; Kinetoplastea; Trypanosomatida; Trypanosomatidae
Exons: 1
Biological process (GO): methylation
Molecular function (GO): methyltransferase activity
Source: RefSeq, a predicted model, not a curated record